CUCUUAUCGUCGAUAACGUCUCAGCAUUUCAUUACCCAAUCAUGGAUACGCUAAUGGCAUCAUCCUCUUCUACAGCAGCCAUUCUCCACCGUCCGCCGCCCCUUCCCCUCCGGUCCUCCAAUUCCUUAUUCUACACCGGUUCUUGCUCCACAGGUACGGCGGCGUUCUUCCGAAAGCCCUUAUUCGGCAAUCAUGGUGCUCAGAGAAAACUAAUUCACUCGUUCCAAAAUUCUUCAUCUCAAUCUUCGUCGUCGAGUGUGAAAGUGCCGAUUAAAUGUGGAGUUACCGAGAUUAACGAGAGCCAAUUCCCGGAGGUAGUAUUGAAAUCCGACCGUCCUGUUCUUGUUGAGUUUAUUGCCGGUUGGUGCGGACCUUGUCGAUUAAUCGCUCCCGCCAUUGAAUCCAUAGCAAAGGAAUACGAAGAUAAACUAUUGGUUGUAAAGAUCGAUCACGACUCGAAUCCAAAGCUAAUCCAAGAGUACAAGGUGUAUGGAUUGCCUGCUUUGAUUUUGUUCAAAGAUGGGCAAGAAAUUCCACAAAGCAGAAGGGAAGGUGCAAUUACAAAAGCAAAGCUGAAGGAGUACAUUGAUGCACUACUGAAAUCGAAUAUGCUUCUGACCUGGUCAACACUUCCCGAGAAAAUAGAAGCUGACCAAGUAACUGAUGGAAUAAUGACAUUGGUGCCUUAA
Molecule: messenger RNA, 689 nt
Organism: Lactuca virosa
Lineage: Eukaryota; Viridiplantae; Streptophyta; Magnoliopsida; Asterales; Asteraceae
Source: the annotation of a GenBank genome assembly